AUGGGUGAUACACGAUCCGUUACGAUUACAAUCGUCAACUCAACCGAGUUGACACUCACGCUUUCUCAGGACAAGCUGAACAACGGCAAUUGGGUGACUUCUCCACCAGGCACAAUCAACCCAGGCGAAACGACACCGCCCUUCGAAGCAACUGCCGGUUUUCAAGAGAAUGGUGUAGACGGUAGCGUCGUUUAUGGCAGUCAAAUUGGUCUAAUUACCUUUUCCUUCGACAACCCCAACAGCGGCCUGAACACAUUUUCUGGAAAGACCGAAAAUCCCAAUUAUAACAUUAGUCAUUCGACUGGUGCAGGUGAAGUCGCUGAUGUGACCUACAUACUUGAGAGCGAUCCUACCAGCUAA
Molecule: messenger RNA, 360 nt
Organism: Fusarium musae
Lineage: Eukaryota; Fungi; Ascomycota; Sordariomycetes; Hypocreales; Nectriaceae
Exons: 2
Coding region: 1-360 (119 amino acids)
Source: RefSeq, a predicted model, not a curated record